Marmota flaviventris (yellow-bellied marmot) is the source of this 942-nucleotide messenger RNA. RefSeq names its product olfactory receptor 1J4-like. NCBI's taxonomy places the organism in Eukaryota, Metazoa, Chordata, Mammalia, Rodentia, Sciuridae. The record is from RefSeq and is a predicted model, not a curated record. Gene Ontology annotation, biological process: G protein-coupled receptor signaling pathway. Gene Ontology annotation, cellular component: membrane. Gene Ontology annotation, molecular function: olfactory receptor activity; G protein-coupled receptor activity.
AUGAGGAUGGAGAACCAGAGCAGUGUGUCCGAGUUCCUCCUCCUGGGGCUCCCUAUUCGGCCAGAGCAGCAAGGCAUGUACUACGCCCUGUUCCUGGGCAUGUAUCUGACCACGGUGCUGGGGAACCUGCUCAUCAUCCUGCUCAUCAGGCUGGACUCUCGCCUCCACACCCCCAUGUACUUCUUCCUCAGCCACUUGGCCCUCACCGACAUCUCUUUCUCAUCUGUCACUGUCCCAAAGAUGCUAAUAAGCAUGCAAACUCAGGAUCAGUCCAUCCCUUAUGCAGGAUGUAUAGCACAGAUGUAUUUUUUCAUAUUUUUCACUGAUCUGGACAAUUUCCUUCUCACUUCAAUGGCAUAUGAUAGGUAUGUGGCCAUCUGUCACCCCCUGCACUAUGCUAUCAUCAUGAGAAAGGAGCUAUGUACCCUGCUAGUAGCGGUGUCUUGGAUCCUGUCCUGUGCCAGCGCCCUGUCUCACACCCUCCUCCUGGCCAGGCUGUCUUUUUGUGAUGGCGACACCAUCCCCCAUUUCUUCUGUGACCUUGCUGCCUUACUCAAACUCUCAUGCUCAGACACCUCCCUCAAUGAACUGGUCAUUUUCACCCUAGGAGUGGCAGUCGUCACUCUACCUCUGAUGUGCAUCCUGAUCUCUUAUGGCCGCAUUGGGGCCACCAUUCUCAAAGUUCCAUCUAGCAAAGGGAUCUGCAAAGCCUUGUCCACCUGUGGCUCCCACCUCUCUGUGGUGUCUCUAUAUUAUGGCACAAUUAUCGGAGUUUAUUUCUUCCCCUCUUCUGGCACCUACAGUAACAAGGACAUAGUUGCUUCUAUUAUGUACACAGUGGUCACCCCACUGUUGAAUCCCUUCAUUUAUAGCCUUAGGAACAGAGACAUGAAGAGAGCUGUGGAGAAACUCUUAAAUAAGGCAACAGCCUUGUCUCAAUGA